Molecule: messenger RNA, 4256 nt
Organism: Falco peregrinus (peregrine falcon)
Lineage: Eukaryota; Metazoa; Chordata; Aves; Falconiformes; Falconidae
Gene: IL23R
Product: interleukin 23 receptor
Exons: 15
Coding region: 1050-3473 (807 amino acids)
Biological process (GO): cytokine-mediated signaling pathway
Cellular component (GO): external side of plasma membrane; membrane; signaling receptor complex
Molecular function (GO): cytokine receptor activity; cytokine binding
Source: RefSeq, a predicted model, not a curated record
AUUGCGUUUCUAUAUGCGUUACCUAGUCACAUUAUAGUUUCAGCACACAGUGAGGCUCUUCGCUGUGGUGAAGCCCCCAGACCACAACAGCCCAGCGCGGCUGGCGCUGCCAGAGGAAGGGUCUCUCCUGCCCUGAGGAGGGAAACAAUGUUCCCAUACGUUUCCUUCUGCAGCGACAGAGGUGGUGAGCGGGGCUGCGGUGUUUCCUGUGGUUGCAGUGUCUAAUGAGGUUAACACUGUUAUUGAGGUUAACUCUUCAACCGACACGAGAAAGGAAGCCAUGAGCUCUGCAGCGGCGGUGGGAGUCGGUGGGAUGGAGAGCAUUGGUGGGCUGGGGAGCACCGGUGGGCUGGGGAGCACUGGUGCAGCCUUGGCCCCUUUGGCCCCACACCACUCCACAGCCCGUGACACCCUGGGGGUAGCUGGCCACUGGCACAAGCAGAGGGGUGGCCUGUAGCACCCUGGGGUGAGCUGGCCACCAGCACAAGCAGAGGGGUGGCCCAUAGCAUCCUGGGGUGAGCUGGCUACCAGCACAAGCAGAGGGGUGGUCCAUGGCACCCUGGGGUGAGCCGGCCACUGGCGCAAGCAGAGUGGGUGACACCGGGUGCUGGUGAAAACAACCUCUCUCAAGUUUUUCCACAUAGGCUUCGGGGAUCAGCAGAAUCCUGUUCUAUUUGCUGACAGUGCUUAGCCCCCUUCCCCAGGACCCCUCUGCUGGGCUCCUGCCACCUCGCGCGCAGCAGCAGCAUUGGAAAAAUCCCUUUGGGAUUAAAUUUGACUCUAGAUUCUGUAAGGACUUAAAGACUGAAAAGACACCCCCGCCCCCCGGGGCUGUUCCUUUAAGGGAUGCUGGGUUUUCCCAUGGACUGACUCAGACUGGAAACUCUCCGUGUUUCGCAGCUAUCUAGGUCAGGCUCGCUGGCAGCCGCCGAUGCUUCUCGCCACGCUCAGCAGCCCUGGCCACAGCAGCAGGCAGAGGGGCCCGGCAGCACAUGUCCUGAGGACUGGCAAGACUAUGCUGUGCGUGGGCAGCGGCCACAGUCCAGGCCAUGGCAGGCUCCAGCGAGGCUUUGGUGAUCCACGCCCUGCUCUGCUGCCUGUGCGGAGGUGUUGCAAGCAUCGAGUGCUCGGGGCGCGUCUGGAUCGAGCCUGCACCCAUGGUGCUGAUGGGCUCCAACAUCUCCAUCAACUGCCUUGCCACUCCCGGCUGCCCCCGUGCCGAGUUCUUCAUCUUCCUCAACUACAGCCUCGUUGAGGGUCCCCUGCACCCCGUUAACAGCAGCACCGUCCAGCUCUGGCUGCACGAUUUCCAGGAGCCCUUCAGGACCGUUGCCUGCUUCACCCGCUGCCCCAACAGCAAGAGGAGCCAGCUGGUGUGCGGUGCCAACAUCCAGGCCGGCUACCCUCCAGACCCCCCCAGCAACCUGACUUGCACCAUCCGCGAGCGCUCGGGGCACCUGGCGUGCACGUGGGAUAGGGGGCGGCUGACCCACCUGAGCACCCACUACACCCUCCACCUGCGCCGCACAGGGCUGGCCGUGGUGAAGGAUGCAGAGGAGAAGGAUGCUGAGGAGAAGGGGGAGGAGGAGGAGGUCUUCCCCGCAGGCUCGCCAGUGCCGCUGAGCACACUGCAUGGCAGGAGCCGCUACUCAGCAUGGGUGCAGGCCAGCAACGCGCUGGGCACUGCCCGCUCAGCCCCUCGGCCUCUCGACCUGCAGGAGCUGGUGGUGCCCACCCCACCCCUGGUCGACAGUGCUGAGACGACAGAGACAUCACCUCCCACAACCAUCAUCCACUGGAGAAGGCAGACACUGCUGGAGAACGUGCACUGUGAGGAGCGACACAAAGCCACAGGCACCCCAGCAUGGCAUGUGGAGCUGUGGGAUGGUGCGGCGCAGCACAGGCCCCGCGGGCGGCACGACCUGCAGAGUAACACCCAGUACGUGUUUCAGGUCAGGUGCCGGCUCAGCCCUGCCGACAGCCCCUGGAGCCCCUGGAGCCCCCCCUUCCUCUACACCACCCCUGAGGCAGCCCCUGCCACAGCCCCCGAUGUCUGGCGUCGCCUGGGCCCGGCGUUCCCGAACGGCAGCCACGAGGUGACGGUCUUGAUCAAGCCCCUGUCACCCCAGGAUGCCAGAGGGAGGAUCCUGGGCUACACCGUGGCUGCCGAGAGCCCCUGGGGAACGCUGCUUCUCUGCAACACCUCCAGCACGGUGUGCAGCAUCCUGGUGCCCCCGGGAGCCCACACCCUCCGCAUCACCGCAUACAAUUCCAAGGGGGCUUCCAGCCCGGCCAGCAUCACCCUCAGCCAGGGAGCUGGCAGUCAGGAAGAGUUCCCAGCCCCGGUGGCCGUGGAGGUUAAGCCCGACAACCUGAGCAGGGUCUUGGUGGCCUGGCAGCCCUCACCCCGCAGCAGCAGGUCCCCGCUCUGGUUCAUCGUGGAGGGGGUUUCCACCACCUGGUAUGGCUGGGAGGAACAGUAUUUUUGGAAGAAAGUCCCACACCAGGAAACACACACAUACAUCCGAGCAAAAGCAGUAGCAGGAGGUCACAUCAACGUGUCGGUAUACGCAGUCUACCCCGAUGGAGUCAGCAGACCGAGCUCUGGCCAAGUCCCUGCAGAGGACCAGCUCCUGGGCAGCACCUCCAGCGAGAUCUCCCACGAUGGUGACAUUGGAGUGCUCCUGGGACUGGGCAUCAGCGUGGUCACGCUGUCGGUUGGUUUUGUAAUCCUGAUGUCUAAAAAAUCAGCCAGAAAAAGAAUUAACGCCACUGUUGUGUCGCUCUUGCCGAAAUGGCUGUCCGAAGACUUUCCCCACAUGGAAAACAGCAGCGUGGUAAAGGCACUCCAGGAAAAGAGUGAUUCCAUGAGUGACAGUUUCUAUGAGCCGUUCUUGGACAGCAGUGACCCCAUGGUUACGGAGAUCGAGGAGGUCCCAGUGCACGAGGAGGACAGGAACAUGGUCACCAGGAGGAAGCCCAGCAGAGAGGUCCCUGAGGACAGGCAGCACCCGGGGAGCACAGCACCAGCCAAUAUCGUGACCCCGGAGCAGAUCAGUGACUACAAACCUCAGGUGUCUGACGGGAACCCGCUGGGGUACGUAGCUGCCAAUAUUUACCCCUCGCAGCCCCCUGCAGCCCUCCCAGAACCAGAGAUGAACACCUUCUUCAGGGACUACACCAGCCCCGUCCCCAACCUGUGGGAUGGGGAGGGAGGGGAGCACCCCAUCUGUCUUCUGGAGAAGAUCAACCUCAUCUUAAACAGCAGCCGGAGCGGGCAAAGCCACGUGUUCGACUCAGCCCAGGGGGGACACGGCUCCCUCCCGGGGCACCAGUGGGGGCUCGCGCCGGCGGGUGAUGUUCAAGAGCAAAUGCUGGUCCCUGACGAGCUGGUCUCCUGCCUGAAAGCCAUGAACGGGGAGCCGGUGGAUAUCAAGACCUGCUUUCCACAAAGCAUCGGGAGGUCAUUUUGAGAGAAGCUGUAGUCACAAUUAAAAACCCAAAGUGAUGACCAUGGCACGUGUCAGCCUUUAAGACUGCAAACAGCAGAACUGGAGCAAAAUGCCAAAUCUGAAAUCUGCCCUCUUGAUUGACUACGAAUUCUUGUGGCUGCUUGGAAACUUUUGGCCAGUAAAUCACAAUUUUAAACUUACCUCAUAUUUUCACAAGCAAAAAACCUGUAAAACUUGGAUUCCCAUAAGAACCAAAAUACAGAGCAAGCAAUUUUUGCAGGAUGCGAUAUGCUUCCACGAUUACUCCAAGUCAUCCUCUUGCUAAAUGCUUGGAGCAUUUCAUCCCUGGAGCUGAUGGCAGUCAAGAUGGAUAAAAUGACCCCUCAGACAUCCUGAUGGAAGUGUGUAGAAUAGCUUGGGCUCACUCCUAAGGAGGAGGCACUGCGCCAAGGCGGAUUUCUAUAUCACACAGCAUACAUGAACACCAAGAACGUGAAACCUUUUCUGUAUGACAGAAUAACCCGAUUUCAUCUUCCCUCCCAUUCAAUAAUAAAACCCACAUCAGGUAAGAACAAGCCUUCACCACCCGCCAGGCUGAUUUAAAACCUCUCCCUAAACUGGUUGCUGGUCAGAUUCUUCGCUUUGGGUGAGGUAUUUACCAGCUCACGGCAGCUUGUCGGUGCCUCAGCCUUGCUGCGUGAAGCAUAGUGUGGCACAGCGAAAUGGCAUUUAUUAGGCACAUGACAGGGAAUUCGGAUCUUCUGACAUCCAGAAUAUGAAAUACAGGAGUCUUCUUCCUGCUGA